UGCCAAAUGGCCAGGGUAUUAAGGGCUCAUGGGAUAACAGCACUGCUGGAUAAGAGUGUUAUAUGCAAACAGUGACACAGUAUAUGCCUGUAUAUCACUGCUCCCACAAUAGGGACCAUUCUGGGGAACAGAGAGAGGUUGCGGAAAAUAUAGGGAGUCCCAAGGUGACUUUCUUAUUGUGCGACUCCAUAAAAGCAGGAACUGCAAGAGAAUUACAGCCACAUUAUAGCCUAAAACAGGACAUGCAGUCACACAGGAAAGGAAGUGGCCACGGAACUUGCUCAAGAGCUUGCACUUAACUGUAAUUGUAAACUCUUUGUGGGCACUCUGGGGAGGCUUAGUGUAAUCCAAGGGAGGGACUUUAAGUUAGACCCAAAGUGAAGGAAGCCUGUGGUAAUGAUUCAGACACCCAGUGACCCCUGCUGGGAUUGCCCCCCAGCGUUGAUGGCUCUAGGUAUGGCGUAUCAGUCCCUGGGCUUGUGAGCGGAAGUUUUGCAGCCGGAGUCAGGAAGUUACAUUCUCACCGCAGGAUGUCAUAAUUCCCCUCCUGCCCCCCCACUCCCAUCCCUCAAUCAGAGGUGAUAAUAAGUGUGUUCUCAUAACUCCAUCCCUUACCUUCAUGGGACUCCGAGACAGGGAGAAGUCAAGGGGCCUACUGCCAAAAUACUCUGUAGUAUGCACAGGAGGUGGGAAUUUUCCCCCUGGACCUCACUCUCUGCAGUACACAGGGCCUGAUCUCAGCGAGUCUCCCAUGUCACGAUAUGACAGGAACCAGCCCAUCCGGAACCACCGGUCCAAUCCCUGCUGUUUCUGCUGGUGCUGCUGCUGUAGCUGCUCAUGGAACAAAGACCGAAACAGACGCCGGCGACUUUCCCGGGACACCAAGUUGGAGAUUUUCCCUCACUGUGAAGUUUGUUCCAAACCGAGCUCGGAGGAGGUUCGAAGUUGGGCCGGCUCCUUUGAGAAGCUGAUGAAGAAUCCGGCUGGCCGGAAUGUGUUCCGUGAGUUUCUGCGCACCGAAUACAGCGAGGAAAAUAUGCUGUUCUGGUUGGCAUGCGAAGAGCUGAAAAAAGAGUACUGUAAGCACAGUAUUGAGGAGAAGGCACAGAUGAUAUACGAGGAUUAUAUCUCCAUCCUGUCCCCCAAAGAGGUCAGCUUGGACUCCCGUGUCCGAGAGAUGAUUAACCGGCGGAUACAGGAGCCGUCCUCCCACACGUUCGACGACGCGCAGCUGCAGAUCUACACGCUGAUGCAUAGAGACUCCUACCCACGGUUUUUAAACUCAGGCAUUUACAAGGCGCUCCUGCAGAACAUCUCGCGCUCCAGCUCCGAGUCGUAGGGCCACCAGCAGUGCGGGGAGCGGUAAGAGCCCAACACACAUUUCAAUUUGUUACUCGAGAUCCUGAGAGGAGCAGCCUGUGUCUCUCUCUCUCCCACCUCAUUAUUAAACCUGAAACUGCCUGAGAGAGAAGCCGCACAGAGACUUGGAGACAGUUUGUGGGUUCUGCAUUUGGAGAGAGGCCUGAUUAUGGCACCCUCCUCCCAUCACUCCGGACUUUCUCCUGCACCACCCCCUACAGACAUUGGGGUGCAGGAAGGCUUUACCUCAGGCUAACAAUACUACUGGAUACUUCAGGACAGGCUGCAGGCAAUGGGUUAGAACUGAGCCAGUAGUUCUGUGCAAGGGAGACUUGGGUUGGACCUACUGCAGUUGGAAUGAAUGUCUCCUUCUCUAGUGCCAUUAUAAACAGCACUGACUGUAUCUGUACCAGCUGGAGCAUCUGGACCUUCUCCCAUGAGGCAUUUAUACGGGGCAAUUACCUGUCACAGGGGCAAAUAACGAGCUUAGUUUCCUUACGUAUAGAGGGUGAGUAGGUGCAUGUGUAGGACUGGGACAGGGGGAUCCUUGUAGAAUACAACAAACCACAGAUGCAGCUCCUUGUAUUCACGUUAUACCGUUGCCAAAAUACACAAGCUCCACCCACUCAGUGCAGCACACACCUGGCCUGGGGGAGGGGGCUGUUUACAGUGAAGAUUUUGGAACCCCCUGGUUGGGGGGAGGGGAAUUGCAAUACUCUGGCAUCCAUUGGGGGUGGGGCAUUUUGCCAGUUGCUGUCCAGCCUUCCUACACUUGCCAAAUACCCAAGGACUCCUACAGUCAAUGUCAUCACCUGACACCGCCAAACAGUGUUACUUCAUCACCUCCAAGAGAUUUUAAAGAACUUUUUUAAGAAAAAAAAACAUACAUAUAUAUAUGAACAAAUAUAUAUAUAUCAUAUUCUCA
Molecule: messenger RNA, 2284 nt
Organism: Xenopus laevis (African clawed frog)
Lineage: Eukaryota; Metazoa; Chordata; Amphibia; Anura; Pipidae
Gene: rgs19.L
Product: regulator of G-protein signaling 19 L homeolog
Exons: 5
Coding region: 620-1339 (239 amino acids)
Biological process (GO): G protein-coupled receptor signaling pathway
Cellular component (GO): nucleus; membrane; cytoplasm
Source: RefSeq, a predicted model, not a curated record